Molecule: messenger RNA, 432 nt
Organism: Fomitopsis serialis
Lineage: Eukaryota; Fungi; Basidiomycota; Agaricomycetes; Polyporales; Fomitopsidaceae
Exons: 2
Biological process (GO): proteolysis
Molecular function (GO): cysteine-type endopeptidase activity
Source: RefSeq, a predicted model, not a curated record
AACUUGUCGGGCUGUGUCCACGACGCCGAGGACUUCAUGGCGUUAUUGACGGACAGCCUUCGAGUGCCCCCGUGCCGCAUCAAAUGUCUCCGCAACGGAGAGGCCACUCGGGCAGGCAUCCUCGAUGCACUAGAGAGUCAUUUCGUCAAUAACGACAGUAUCAAGAAGGGUCGUGAUGCGAUGGUAUGCUUCUAUGCGGGACAUGGGGGUCGCAUUCCUACGCCGCAGGGGUGGUCCUCAGAGGAAGGCAAGAUCGAGACCAUUUGCCCUCACGAUGAGGCCACGCACCUGCGCAGCGCCGACGGUGAAGAUUAUGUGGUUCCUGGCAUCCCUGACCGCACCUUCGACGGCUUGAUGCGGCGCCUUGCGUACAAGAAAGGGGACAAUGUCACCGUCAUCUUUGACAGCUGCCAUUCCGGCGGCAUGUCGAGG